GAGAGGGGAGGACAGGGUUUUGACACGGAGAGAAUCAGCUCCUCCGGUCAGAGCGCGCGCUGUGGUUACAUGUCUAAUGGAUUAAUGCCGUAGGCGCUAUUACCAAAAAUAUAUUGUCUAGAAGUCCAUAACCAUCAUAUAGUUUUCAUAGAGAGGAUCGAGUCUUGUGUGUUAAGUAGCCUUUAGCCCGCCUAUAAUUUUGUGUCGUGUUCUCAAAAUUAAGCCAACACGUUUCAAAAUGAAACCAAGCCCCACAUCAAGGGCAAUGUUAGGUUUGUGUUGCGUAGUUUCUCAGAGGGUAAGCCAUGAUAUGAUAUUAUUAUCAUGGGGAGGACAUGUUUCUUGCAAAUCAAUAGUAUCGCAUGAAAGGGCAGACAACACCCUUACGAUUUUCUAGUCCUACGGUGUAUGGAAAGUGAUCCUGGAUGGACCUGGGCGAAAACAUCUGGUCCAUGGUCAAGCGAGAAGUGUCCAGCAGCCCCGGGUCACCGGCUGAACAGAGUUACUUACACGGCGGGCAGGGCAGGAGGGACAGCCACGCGCACGACUCGGAGGGACUCAGGUCACCGCUGCCAAGCGAUCAAAUUGACACAGUGGGACACCGGCGCGCGGAAGGGCCAGGCAGAUCAUCUCUACACUCCUACGUUCAGUUCGGACACGGGCACCAUCACAACAACACUGAGGACAUCACUCUGUUCACAGAUUUAGACCAGGGCAAUAAACUCAUCAUUUCCAGUGGAGCGCACCCGCACCACAAGGGGGGCCUUAUCGUUGACCCCAGCGACAUGUAUCAAACACUAGCCAUCGCGGCGGCCCACCAGAGCCAGGCUGGGUACGACUCGCCCUCUGGGGGCUAUAUGCACUCCAACCCCAAUUCUCCAGUGUAUGUACCGAGCUCGCGGGUGGGACCCAUGAUACCCAGCCUUCCUUAUUUGCAAGCCAGUGGUUCGUCUCAGCCCAGCCAUGCGGUCACCAGCCACUCAGUCUGGUCGCAGUCUACUCCGGAGAGUCCCUCCUACAGCACCGGGAGUCCUCAUACCUCCAACCGUUUCCACUACCCUCCAAGUCCGCCCAUUAACAACGGGGUUCCCAGGGAUAACGGCUACAGUAAUCCGCUGAAUGUGGGCAGUCGAGACCAGUACGGUCUCUCACGCCCCCUCAGUGGAUCCUACGCCAGCCCCUACUCCCAGUAUGUUGGACCGCAGCUAUCCCAGUUGUCCUCGCCUUGGCCCGGAGGACCGUUUGAUAACACCAUGCUGCACACUUUGCAAAGCAGAGGUGCGCCCUUGACGAUUCGAGGACCUAACGGAGAUAUUCUCGACGACCUGGGAGAGAGCAGGGAAUGUGUCAACUGCGGCUCCAUCUCCACGCCGCUCUGGAGACGCGAUGGCACGGGUCACUUUCUCUGCAACGCCUGCGGCCUGUACAGUAAAAUGAAUGGACUCAGCCGGCCAUUAAUUAAACCACAGAAGCGGAUGUCAUCAUCCCGGCGAAUCGGCCUCUCCUGUGCCAACUGUCAGACGAGCACAACCACCUUAUGGCGCAGAAACGCAGAGGGAGAACCGGUGUGCAACGCAUGUGGGCUCUACACAAAAUUACAUGGAGUACCUCGGCCCCUCGCCAUGAAGAAAGAGGGAAUUCAGACGAGGAAAAGAAAACCUAAAACUUUGAACAAAACCAAGGGAUCCUCAGGGAAUAGUAAUUCAGUCGCCAUGACUCCGACGUCCACGUCUUCUUCCAACUCUGAAGACUCGAAGAACAGCUCUCCGAACACGCAGGUGCCAGGGGUUCAGUCCUCUGUACUGAGUGGCCCAGUGGAGGGCUCAGCUGGCUCUGGUGGCUCUGCCGUGGUCAAGUACCCAGGCCAGGACGGCCUCUACACCCGUGUGGGCCUCACCCAGUCUGCAGACGUAGCCGGCUCUGUCAGAGGGGAGCCCUGGUGCCCUAUGGCCCUGGCCUGAGUCACCAAGCUGGGGGACGGAACUCACCUCACUAGCCUCUCUCUCUCUGGAUGUCCUGCUGCUGAGUGGUGGAAGUAUUCAAGUGCCUCGAUGGCUCUGGGCCUGUUUCCUACCUCCCAGCUAACAACUGUUGGACAGAGACAGCCUUUUUGCCCCUUCACACCCCUGCAAGUUUGAAAUGUCUGUGGAAUAUUUGGGAUUGAUUUCCAGAAUGAUAUGGGAAAACCUUAGUGCCUUAACACAAAGGGAAAUAAGUGAGAGGUGAUGCCUUGUUGUUAAUCUGCAGUUGAUAUGCUUUCUGGACCGACCUGCUGUGUGUGUACUCAAUAUCUCUCUCUCUCAGAUAUGGAGGUGGAUCAAAUGUUCUUUGUUGUUUGAAAUGAAGAAACCUGUACAUAAUGCUAUGGAUUCCCCCACUCAAGACAAAAGCGGUUAAUUGGAUAUUAGUGCUUGAUAAAAGCACUAUCCAUACGAAGGACAUUUUUAUUAUAUAUUUUUUUGCAACUGGAAUCAAGCUAUCAAGUUACCAAGACAACCUUCCUGAAUCAAGAUAAAGUAUUUAUUAAUCUUCCAUUGUUGAAAACAUGAGUAUGAUUGUUAAAUAAAGAUAUGGACAUAGAGUAGAACUGAAAGAAAAACAUUUCUUAUGUCUUCAUUUUAAAUAUGAUUGUUCAUUUCUUUCUCUCUUGUUGAGUUAGUAGUUGUUAGUUAUUGCAAAUAUGCUUUUCCACUGAUAGCUCUUACUGAAACUCUUAUGCUUUUAAACAGGGUAUCAAAGACUGUGACAUCCUAUGUCAGUCAAUUUUUGUUUUUAAUUAUUUACUCAAUUCUUAAAUAAUCAAAUCCUACAGAUGAAAUUAAAAUACUGUUAAUUUAUGGUACUAUUUUGGAAGAAAUUGGUAGAAGCUGUUUUUUCUAAGGUGAGGACAAAAAAUGUUUAGGACAUUUUCGCAAACUUUUUGACACAUGUGCAACAGCUAGCUAAGUACUGUUUGAACAAAUGGCACCCACAAUCAUUUUCUAGAUGCAUCUUUUUGUUACGAUACUAAACUGUAAAAGAGGACUGCUGCAAUAUCUUCUGUCUGCAACAAAGACUACCUAACUGAUAUAAACUGUAUACAUUUACGGUUGCAUACAUGCAUGUGAUUUUCAUGAUAAAAUUUGACAGAAAUAAAAUGAAAAGGCUAAAUGGCAUUGAGGUCAACAUAGAUUCAUUUAAUGUCACUACAUGGAGAAAUAGAGGUGGAAUUAAUAAAUUGCCCCUGAUAAGUUUUCAGAUGAUAAAAGAGGAAUGGCUGUUCUUACAGAUGUAGGAUCUCAAUUUGAGCCAGUUUGCUACAGCAGGAAAGUAAUCUUGCGUCAACUGGAAAUUUGAAUUAUUAUGUGGAUUAUAAUGAAUGGACAUUUUUGUAGGGGUUGAUACAUUUUUCGUUAGGGAAAAUCAUUUCUGAAAUGUAAAAGUGGAAAUUACAAACUUUAGAAGACUUUUAAAAACUCAAAUACACUACAAGUUUGCAUUUCCUGCUUUGCAGAAAAUUCUCAGCAACAAAAGAGUGAUCCAAUGAAGAUCCUACAUCUGUACAAGCUGUUGUAGACAAUGUCAUAAAACAACAUUUGUCAAUGAGAGGAAUGUCACACAUUGACUCCAUGGUGAGGACACUGUAGUUUGAGACGUAUUGGAGCUGUAUGGAGAAUAAUCUGAACAGAGUGAAGUAUGCCAUUUAUGAUUCAGUGAUGUGAAAAAAACCUGUCAUAUAUGUAGCUUGAAAACAACCUUUCACAGCUUUCAAGACAUAAUGACCUUAUAUGACAAAUCACUGUUGAUUUUGGUCUGAUACAAUUUGCCCUUGUAUUUUUACUCAAAAGGUCUACAGUACAUUUUCCUGACUUUCAAUGUUCUAAGUAGAAUUAUGACUUUCCCAUUCAUUACACAGAACAUACUGUACGUGUCCCUCUCCUCCAGUAGGGGUGUGAAUGGCGUCUCGUUUGCCAGAACUCUAAGUAGAUCCAUUUUGAGGCCAGAAAAAUUCCUCGAGCUCCCUGGGAAAUGUCCAUUUCAGUGGAAUGAAUCUGACGAGUUAGUAGUUUAUUGUGAAACUGCCGUUUAAACUGCAUUUCAGCUUCACCAUUAGGGUUCUUCAGCUGAAUCAGGACCUGGUAAUUGUUUUCUUUUCUGAACUUAUUUAUUUUUUUGAAAUAUCAAGUUUAUUAAUAGCAUUGUUUUCCCCUACUUUUUUGUUUGGAUAUUUGUAUUUCUUUGGUUGGUUGUUUUAUUCCUGAUAUCGUUUUUAAAUGAUCUUAUUUAAAUCUCUGAAACAAAUUCUUCUGAUGAUAUCAAUGUGGAUUUGGAAUAAUUGCUCCUGUCUUAGAAUAUUUGAAGGAAAUCAACACACUGUGGUUGUCAUUGUUGGUAGUGUAUACUGUGCCAAGGUUUGCAGCAAACAGCAUUUUAAGAGUUUGAGUGCCAUCUUCAUGUGCUGUAAAGGUACAUAUAACUAUUUUGAAGUUGUAAAGAGAAAUAUGUCAUGAGAAGCUGUUGGAAAGACAGUAGUAAUGGAUCCCUGAGUGAUUUGUAUCUCCAGACAGUUUUUCUAGUUGUUUUCUCAUUCUGUAUUAAAGUUAGCCAUUCCUCUUACACAACAA
Molecule: messenger RNA, 4604 nt
Organism: Oncorhynchus keta (chum salmon)
Lineage: Eukaryota; Metazoa; Chordata; Actinopteri; Salmoniformes; Salmonidae
Product: GATA-binding factor 6-B-like
Exons: 7
Coding region: 426-1961 (511 amino acids)
Biological process (GO): positive regulation of transcription by RNA polymerase II; negative regulation of transcription by RNA polymerase II; cell fate commitment
Cellular component (GO): nucleus
Molecular function (GO): zinc ion binding; RNA polymerase II cis-regulatory region sequence-specific DNA binding; DNA-binding transcription factor activity, RNA polymerase II-specific
Source: RefSeq, a predicted model, not a curated record